This is a messenger RNA of Prorocentrum cordatum, 956 nucleotides long. The record is from the annotation of a GenBank genome assembly. NCBI's taxonomy places the organism in Eukaryota, Dinophyceae, Prorocentrales, Prorocentraceae.
GCUCGAUGUCCCCCUCCCUGAGUUGGAUCCCCUCAACGUUGCCCCUCGCCCACGCACUGAAAGAGUCACGACGCCAGAGGCACGCCGCGGCAGCGGUUCGCACUGGAGGUCCUGUGGCUGGGACCUGGGCUGUGCCGGCUGCUGCUGCAGGCUGCUUCGCCGCCGUGAGCUGCGUCGCCGGUGCCACCCUUGGCCUGCUGUCACUCUCCCCGCCCUGGCAAGGAUGGUGCCGCUACGUCAGUGCUGCUGGCGACGAAGGAGGAGGGCGGCGCCCUGUCUGGCCGCUACUGGCAGGACAGACGAGCGCCCCUCCGCCUCGGUCGACCUGGACCUGGCCGGCGGCCUCCUGCCCGCGCCCGCCCGCGCGCUGCUGCCCUUCGGGGGCCCUCCGAGGUUCACCUCGUACGACCCCACGACGUGGGAGGCGCUCUGGCGCGAGAGCGAGGUGAUGGUGGGUCUGCCAUCGGGGGGCGGAUCGCUGGCGCUGGGCGGCCAGGGCUCCUGAGCCUCGCGGCCACCGCCAUCGCCGCCGUCGCCGUCGCCAUGGUUGUCGCGAACGAUAAGGAUACGACGAAGAUGGAGAAGGAUACAUGCAAGGAGCAGCAGUAGACAGGACAAGGCCAGCUGCCAAUUCUCGAGGCCGCUACGGAGGCCGAAUUUUCCGCCGCGCCGCCGCCCGCGCUCGCCUCCGCCCCCCCCCCCCCUCCCCCACCAGGGGGGAGGGCGGGCGAGAACCGCGAGAGCGUACCCAGGGCGGCGCGAAUGGCGAAAGCGCUCGCUGUGCUUUUUGGUGUUUUGUUUUUCGCGGCGCCUGGCAGUCCAUGUCCCGUCCCUGGGCUUGCGGCGGAUUGAAUUUUGUCAGUCUGGGCUUUGUCCCUGGGUUCUGGCCCCUGGGUGCUGUUUUCGGCUCCCGGGACCAUUAAGAAUGUGGGCACAUAUGACCGAGAGUGAACGGG